Zerene cesonia (dogface butterfly) is the source of this 1176-nucleotide messenger RNA. Its product is annotated as cytochrome P450 6k1-like. Gene Ontology annotation, molecular function: monooxygenase activity; iron ion binding; heme binding. The transcript has a single exon. Lineage: Eukaryota; Metazoa; Arthropoda; Insecta; Lepidoptera; Pieridae. The coding region runs from base 34 to 1176 and encodes 380 amino acids. The record is from RefSeq and is a predicted model, not a curated record.
AAAAAUGACCUACUCGCCGACAAUAUUCUUUUCAUGAAUGGAAAUCGCUGGAAACUAAUGCGCCAAACCAUGUCGCCGCUGUUCACAUCUUCUAAAUUGAAAUCCAUGUACUACAUCAUAGAUAAAAGCGCCACGGACUUAGUGGAACAUUUAAAGGCUAACAGAGAGCUGCUGAAAGGAAAUGCAUUUGACACUUUAUCUUCAUUUUGCAGUGCAGCUAUAGGAGGCGCUGUGUUUGGAGUGAGCACAGGAUCUAUUUUCGAUUCGCCAUUCCUUGAUAUGGCACGCAAAUCAACACAAGCAACUUUGAGGAGUAAUCUUAAGGUUGCUGUUGGUAACUUGAGCAAUCAAUUAUUUCGUCUCUUAGAUGUGAAAUUGUUUAAAGAUUUCGAAGAUUUCUUCAUUGGUGCAAUUAAGAAUAUCAUACGCGUUCGAGAACAAGAGAAGACCAAUCGACACGAUUUUGCUGACAUAUGUGUAGCAUUAAAAAGUGCCGGUAACAUCGUAGAUAAAGAUACUGGCUUAGAAUUAAAACCAACAGAUGAGCUACUGGCGGCGCAAGCUUUCUUCUUUUUUAUCGCAGGCGUGGAACCAACAGCUCAAGCUUUAUAUGCCACACUAAUAGAACUGGGAAAACACCCAGAGCACUUAGAAAAAGUCCACCAAGAAAUUGACGAAAUUUUUAAAACGCAUAAUAGUCAUAUAGAUUACGAUGCUGUAAUGGGUAUGAAGCACCUUGAUAUGGUUGUCAGUGAAGCUAUACGACUGCAUCCACCCAUCGGCCUUAUAACAAGAAAAUGCGUUAAAGACACUGUCCUACCCGUGGGUAAUAUCAAAAUCGAAAAAGGGACAAGAAUAAUGACGUCCAUCUUAGGAAUUCAUCACGACGAAAAAUAUUAUCCAGAGCCCAUGAAAUUUAUACCAGAACGAUUCGCUCCAGAAAAUAGAAGCAAAAUAACUGAUAUUAGUUAUAUGCCAUUUGGAAAGGGAAAUAGAGUAUGUGUGGGUACUAGAUACGCUUUGUUACAAGCCAAAGCCGGUUUGGUACAUUUACUCCGCCAUUUUACAGUGAGGACCGUUAUUGAGGAUGGUGGACCCAAAUACGUUCCCCAACCUGUGCAAUUGAGACUUUACAAUAUAGAUGUUGAAUUCAUACCGAGAUCGAUUGCUACAUAA